Messenger RNA from Setaria italica (foxtail millet), 2793 nucleotides. Its product is annotated as probable E3 ubiquitin-protein ligase HIP1. Gene Ontology annotation, molecular function: ubiquitin protein ligase activity. The record is from RefSeq and is a predicted model, not a curated record. NCBI's taxonomy places the organism in Eukaryota, Viridiplantae, Streptophyta, Magnoliopsida, Poales, Poaceae. The transcript is spliced from 7 exons. The coding region runs from base 550 to 2529 and encodes 659 amino acids.
ACCCCAGAAGAGAGAGAGAGAGUAUGAGAAGAGGAGAGAGAGAGGAGGGAGAAAUAAAUAAACCCGAAUUCAGCCAAACUUCUCUCUCUCCCACCUCCCUUACAUCCUCUCAUCACCACCCCCACCCUCUUCCCCCCUGUCUUUCUCCCUCCCCCUCUUGACAAAUUUUCCUCCACCCAUUCCCUUCCUCCUCUUCUCCACCCACUCCACCGAUCCCCCUCUCUCGCUCUGAAUUCUCUCUCGUCUUGCUCACCGUACCAUCUAUUCUGCUGCGUCGCUCUUGGAAUCAAUCCGUUCUUGUUUCCUCCGUCUGUUGGGUUGAUUCUCUCUCUUUCUCUCCGUGGAGAGGAUCAAGAAACAGGACAGAGGGGGAGUUUAAAGAGGAGAAAUCCAAACACUUUCGUUGUUCAUCCUGGAUUGCGAUUCUUGCGAGUUGGUCAGAAACUCUGGGACAGUUUCUGGUCUUUUAAACCACUACUUGAAAGACCAGCCAUCUGAGAUGCAACGGCCACACAUCAAUUGAGAUCUCGCUGCUGUAGUUGGGCCACAAUGCAAGGGCAGAGGAAUUCCAUGGAGCAUUUUGCUGAUGUUUUUGGAUUCGACGUUGCAUCUAGUUCAGGCAACCCAGUGAUGGAUCAGCAGGCAUAUUGGAACAAUGUUCUCGGAUCAGUAGAAUCACAGAAUCUUCAAGGCUAUCAGAUGAAUCAUAGUGAUGCCACCAUCCCCUAUGGAAAUGAGCCACAGCAAGAUGGCACAUUUCUUGGUUUCUGGGAAGCAGGCGAAGCUAGUUCAAGUGGCAGUGCACUAAACUAUGGCAGCUCUAGCAAUGCCAAAACAGAGCAUCUUAACAUCGGCGGUGGCCUGAGGAUUGGUGAAAGGCGACUGGUAGCUGACAAUGACCUUUCUCUGGAUGUGGACAUCAACCUCAAUGCCAACGUUAAUGAUCUAUGCGGUCAAAGUUCAAAUGCUAAUUGUGCCUCUCAAGAUCCUGAGCAGUACGGUGGCUGUAAUCGUAAUGGUAUAAAUGCUCAGCCAUCCAACCUGAGGUUACAUCCGUAUAGGACAUUCCUACUAGGUGCAGAGCAAACAGACUCUUUUACUUUGAAUCCUAGUGAAAAUCCUUUGGGUGAUUUUUCAUUAAUGCAAGAAGGCAUUGAUCAAAGACCAGGGAGUUCCCUGGAUGGUCGCCGGCUAGCAUGCAAGAGAAAAAAUAUUGAAGGAGCCAACGGGCAGAGUUCAGCAGGUGCUAGCACAAGUUAUUCCCACAGGAAUGAUAAUGCCUUCCAUAACAUUGCUUCUUCAAGUUACAAUCCUGCUCCUAUCAGAAAUUCGUCCUCUCCAAAUUGCUUGCUGGUUCCAAGUUCUAUUGAGGAUCAACUCCCACGUUAUGGAACUAAUGCAGGACUGUCAUCUGGUAGCUAUGAUCUUAAUGGAGGGAUCAACAAUGCUGGGAAUUCACAGAGAAGUUUCCGGGCAAGAACCACCACAGCUCAACAGAUUGCUCCCUGUACUGUAUGGCCCUCUUCAAAUGCUGUCAGACUUUCUAAUUCAUGGAAUCACCAGCCACCUCAUCUGCAGAGUACAUUUGAUGACCCCCAGGAGGUUAUUCCUGUGGUUAGUAGCCUGAACUUGCAAUACCAACAUCCAGUGAAUGUUCCUGGUGCCCCACAAGCUGCAAACCGUUUCACUGGUCAUGGAGCUUCAUCGUCACGAGCUGGCAGUUUGGAGAAUCGAGUUAUUGGUAGUGAAGAGGUUCUUAGGAGGAAUGUGGUGCCUACCAACUACUCUGAUUUAGUCCCCCCUGCUGCAGUAGACCUGAGGCGUUUGGUUCCAGAACCAUCUAAUUGGAGUUCUGAUGGCCGAGGCACUGCAGUAUCAGGAACUAUUCCUCCUGUAUCAAGAGCUAAUACCAGUUCAGCAGUUAACCCACCAGCAGGAUUCUCUCACCAAAACCUCAAUAGACGCCAUCCUCGAAAUUUGUCAGAGAUUGGUCGCCUAUCUGGAGCACUCCGUGGUCAUCAACCCCCACGCUUAAGGUCAGGUUUUCUGUUGGAGCGCCAAGGCGAUGGUGUUUGGGGUGUUCCUUUAUCAAUGAGGGGUAGGGAAGGAAGAAGAUUAAUGGAGAUUCGGAAUGCACUUGAAAUGAUUCAAAGGGGAGAGAAUGUAAGGCUUGAGUCUAUCAUCUAUGGUGGCGUCGACACUCAUGACAGACACAGGGACAUGCGUUUAGACAUAGACAAUAUGUCCUAUGAGGAGCUAUUAGCACUUGAGGAAAGAAUAGGAAAUGUUAGCACUGGCCUAAGCGAGGAAGCAGUGAUAAAGCUGCUCAAGCAAAGGAAAUUUUCAUCAUGGAGACUAAAAGCAUCUUUGGACCAUGAGCCAUGUUGUAUUUGCCAGGAGGAGUAUGUUGAUGGAGACAAUCUUGGGAGACUUGACUGCGGGCACGACUUCCAUGUUGGCUGCAUCAAGCAAUGGCUGGUGCUGAAGAAUGUGUGCCCCAUCUGCAAAAGCACCGCGCUGAAGACCUGAAACUGAACCGAGGCUCGUCAGAGGACACCCAUGUUCUAUGUUCAUUCGAUCGCAAGAUCAUUUACCGAUUCAUAUUGCUGUGCUUUUUGGUUGGGAAAUUUUGCCACUCACCUUCGAUUGGGAAAGGAAUUUUUUUUUAAAAAAAGGAGAGAAAUGGUCCCUGUAAACUGCUGGUGCAGUAAAUAAUCCCUGGAAUAUGUCUCCCUGCAUUUAACCAAAUAUUUAUGGCUGGUAUAAUGGAUGUCGUAGGUUUAAAAACUUCAA